Molecule: messenger RNA, 684 nt
Organism: Cladophialophora psammophila CBS 110553
Lineage: Eukaryota; Fungi; Ascomycota; Eurotiomycetes; Chaetothyriales; Herpotrichiellaceae
Exons: 1
Coding region: 1-684 (227 amino acids)
Source: RefSeq, a predicted model, not a curated record
AUGGCGCCGAUCCCUUCUCUCGGCGCCAUUGCCGACAUCAACACCUUCAGCAUUUCGUCUCGCCAGCUUGUCUCUCGCGCUCUACCUUCCGACUCCCUCAUCGCUGCAAUUGUCGUUCUCUCAGUGAUCUCAGCCCUUCUAUUUGUCAGUAUAGUCUUCUUGUUGGUCGGAAUCUGGAAAAAAGCGACGGCCAAGAGAAACAGUUCGCCUCCACCCGAAGCACCUCAACCCCACGGGACCAUCUCCGAGCGCAAGCAGAGUGACUGGGCCAGGAAGAAUAGUAACGUGCUCUGGUCUAUGUAUAUCGAAGAGGACGACCUGAACGCUCAAUUCGCCGUGUCGCCAAAGUCGAGGCUUUUCUCCAUUGGAUCUGUCUCCACCGUCGAUCAGGGAAGAUGUCCCCUGGAUCGUCGACAUUCACACGCCAAUCCACUGGGCCAGCACAAGAUCGAUGAGGAAUUGAGCCCAAAGACAGAGGAGUCUUCUGCCGACCUACGCAGCAGAAUACCUUACGAACACCAGACCACCCCAACAAAGAAUGUCCCUCGUGCGCGAGCCUUGUCUCAACCUUGCUGCCACAAGUAUAGCAGCUCAAUCGAGGAGCUGGCAAAACACAAACAAAGCGUACCCUCGCGGAUCUCUGAAGAGGGUAUGGAAGGCUACAAGUACUACGGAGGCCCAUGA